Molecule: messenger RNA, 1134 nt
Organism: Penicillium oxalicum
Lineage: Eukaryota; Fungi; Ascomycota; Eurotiomycetes; Eurotiales; Aspergillaceae
Product: MAGE domain-containing protein
Exons: 3
Coding region: 1-1134 (377 amino acids)
Biological process (GO): DNA repair
Cellular component (GO): nucleus
Source: RefSeq, a predicted model, not a curated record
AUGGCGACACAAGGCCGCAAACGCCGCGCUCCCGACGGUGAUAUCGCACCCAGUCAGACCCAGCGUCUCCGCCCCGACGGCGAUGCCGUCUCAUCACCAGACAUGUCGGCCAGUGACACCGAGAAUGGCGCACCAUCUAAUCUCGACACCAUGGUGAAGAAGAUGGUGCGAUUGGCGCUGGCAAGCGAGUAUGCGCGUCUUCCCAUCCGACGGACGGACAUCAGCGCCAAAGUUCUGGGUGAACAGGGUGCGCGGCAGUUUAAGCCUGUUUUCGAAGCGGCGCAGCUUCAUUUGCGGAAUAAGUUUGGAAUGGAGAUGGUCGAGUUGCCCGCGAGAGAGAAGGUGACAAUUUCACAACGACGGGCCGCCCAAAAAUCAGAAAAACCCUCCUCCGCCAGUAGCAAAUCCUGGAUUCUCACCAGCACCCUCCCAGCGGCUUAUCGAACACCCGCCAUUCUUCCGCCAACGCACGCACCCUCAGUCAACACCGAAAGCACCUACAUGGCCAUCUACAGCUUCAUCAUUGCCGUCAUCGCAUUGAAUGGUGGGUCACUGGGUGAACAGAAACUCACCCGAUACCUGCGUCGCAUGAACGCCGACGAUUACACACCGAUUGACAAGACGGAUAAGUUACUGGCGCGACUAUGUCGAGAGAGCUAUCUCGUGCGGACGAGGGAAAUGGACGGCGGCGAAGAAGUCAUUGAGUUCAUGGUUGGGCCGCGGGGCAAGGUCGAAGUCGGUAGUGGUGGGGUGGCAGGCAUGGUGCGAGAAGUGUACGGCCACGGGCGCGGAACUGGUGCUGGAACGCACGUCGGAGCUGCAAAUGACGAUUUGACGCGGGCGGAGCAGGAAUCCCGAGCGGACUUUGAGUCGAGACUCCGGGCGAGCCUGGGAAUCACAGGUGUUCAAGAGACACAGCAGGCCGAUGAUGGGGAGGGGAGGUCGAACCAGCAGCAGCCGCCAGCAGCUACGAGAGAAAGUACUAGGGAACCUGCACAAGCAGUUCGAUCUAGCGAAGCCCCGAGACGAUCCUUGAGAAGAGCUACAACGGCACAGGAAUCGGAAGAUGAGGACGAGGAGGAAAGUGACGAGGAGGAUGGUUCGGUGAAGGGGGAAGACGAGGAGAGUGAUUGA